This is a messenger RNA of Triticum dicoccoides, 811 nucleotides long. RefSeq names its product protein PELPK1-like. The record is from RefSeq and is a predicted model, not a curated record. The coding region runs from base 79 to 558 and encodes 159 amino acids. Lineage: Eukaryota; Viridiplantae; Streptophyta; Magnoliopsida; Poales; Poaceae. The transcript has a single exon.
AGCAAGAGCAGCCUUCCAAUCACUACCCACGCACGAAGCUAAACCGUCUCAAAGAAAACUACUAGCUAGCACCGAGCAAUGGCUUCCAAUGCGAGCUUGUUGGCCGUGAUCAUGGCGUGCACGCUCCUCAGUGGAAGCCACGGUGCACGACACUUGGCCGACACCACCCCGGCGGCUGCCCCACCCGCUGCGGCUACUGUCCCUGGCCUCCCGGCCGUGCCUACCAUGCCGACCCUACCACCGAUGUCGGCUAUGCCAACGGUUCCGGUCGUGACAGUGCCAGCUAUGCCGACGCUGCCCACGGUGACCGUGCCGCAGGUGACACUGCCUCCUAUGCCUGCUGUUCCUUCUGUGCCCAAGGUGACCAUGCCUCCGAUGCCCGCCAUCGUCGUGCCCAAGGUGACCAUGGCGCCGAUGCCCGCCGUCACUGUACCUAAGGUGACGGUGCCACCGAUGCCCGCCAUUCCUUCCAUGCCCAAGGUGACACUGCCGCCGAUGCCUUCUAUCCCAACCGUCAACGUGCCUAUGCCAUUCCUGGCGCCGCCUCCAUCAGCAUAGGUGUGCCAUGUGCAUGGUGUUGCAUUGAUGGUGUCGCGCUCAGCGCUCUUCAUGUUUGAUCCAGUGCUAGAACACUCGCCUGCUCCUGUGUGAAAUAUUUGUGUUCGCGUUGUAUGUUUUGCAUUUGAAGUAUCAAAUGUCAGUUAGUGAUUUUUUAGGGUUGUCCUAGUACAUAUGCAGUAUUUCUAAGUAUUUAAUGAUGUAUUUAUAUUCUAUCAUUGUUAUAUUGGAGGGAUCAAAACUUCAAAAUUCA